CUGUGCUUCUUGUUGUGCAGUGUGAUGUCCAGGGUCAGAAAUGCCUUAUGUGGAUCGCCAGAAUCGCAUCUGUGGUUUCCUAGACAUUGAGGAAAAUGAGAAUAGUGGGAAAUUCCUGCGGCGGUACUUCAUCCUGGACACACGGGAGGACAGCCUGGUGUGGUACAUGGAUAACCCACAGAAUCUUCCCUCUGGAUCUCCACCUGUUGGGGUCAUUAAACUUACCUAUAUUUCAAAGGUUAGCGAUGCAACUAAGCUGAGGCCAAAGGCAGAGUUCUGUUUUGUUAUGAAUGCAGGGAUGAGAAAAUACUUUCUACAAGCCAAUGAUCAGCAGGACCUAGUUGAAUGGGUAAAUGUUCUGAACAAAGCUACCAAAAUCACAGUACCAAAGCAGUCUGAUCCUCUCUGCCAAAUGGAUAAUGCAAAUCGUCAAGCUGAGAGCCCAGGUGGAAAGAAGCAAGUUUCUUACAGGACAGAAAUUGUUGGUGGUGUUCCCAUCAUUACACCCACUCAGAAAGAAGAAGUCAGUGAGGGCAGUGAAGGGGCUGACAGGAAUUAUUUGAAGCGGUCACAAAGCCACCUUCCUUAUUUUGCUGCUAAGCAUCCCCCAGAUAAUGCCAUUAUCAAAGCUGGUUACUGUGUCAAACAAGGAGCAGUGAUGAAGAACUGGAAGAGAAGAUACUUUCAAUUAGAUGAAAACACAAUAGGAUAUUUCAAGUCUGAACUGGAAAAGGAACCUCUCAGGGUUAUACCACUUAAGGAGGUCCAUAAAGUUCAGGAAUGCAAGCAGAGUGACAUAAUGAUGAGAGACAAUCUCUUUGAAAUUGUAACAACUUCUCGAACCUUUUAUGUGCAGGCAGACAGCCCUGAGGACAUGCACAGCUGGAUCAAGGCCAUUUCUGGAGCCAUCGUGGCCCAGCGGGGACCGGGCAGAUCGGCAGCUUCCGUGACUCUAAUCUUAGCUUUGCACUGUGUUCCAGAUGCGGCAGGCCAGAAGGCUGUCGAAUCCUUGUAUACAGAGGAGCAUCCCGAGCCUUCUCCCGAACCCGGCCAUGCUGUCCGUGCUGCCGGCCCAGGCGCAGGCAGCUCACAUUCCACAGCCCCUCACAGCAGCCCUGUGGUCCCAGCCCCUCACCCCAAACCCCCUGCCUUGGAGAAGCGAGGAUUUCACGAGUCUUUUACCAAGGCCAAACCAAGGAGCUACAAGAUCCAGGCUGUCGCUCCAAGAGAAUCAACUUCCAAAGUGACUGAGCGGGGCCCCUGGGAACCCCGCAGCAAAAAUGGCACUCAGGAACAGGAUCCUGGCCUUGUGGAUCUGGAUGAUGCAAGCCUUCCAGUCAGUGAUGUGUAGGGAUGGAAGUGUUUGGAGAAUGAUCCAUUUGUUCGGUCCUUUAAUUUCCUUGCUCGGACUUUGAACCAAAGAAAAUUCCAGGAAAUGAGAACAAGAAAAAAAAAAAAAAAAAAGCAAACCAACUGGAGCACUGCUGUUAUAUAUAUGUGUGUGUGUGUGUUCCUGUGCACACAUGGGUAUAUAUAAUGUGUUUGUGUGUUGCCUUUCAGCUGAGGGUCAGAGAUGGACCUUAGGCAUUUUCUCAAAGCCUGAUAGUAAAUCACUUACUAGGGAGGGGCCAAACUGCACAGUUUAGGAAAAAAAAAAACCCAACCCAAAAUGCAUUUGAAAAAAAAAGUACUUCUGCAAGUAAGCAAGGUACCAGCAACUUCUAAUUCCUAAUCUGGCAGGUUUACUAAAUUUACAACUAAUGCUCUAUUUUGGAGAACUCGUUGCCAACAAAUGUGAUUAUUUAAUUUCAUCUUAAACUACAGUAAGAUUUUAGGCAUGUAUGAGAACAUUUUCUCUCCGUGACUUUCAGAUACCAGGAAAUGCACAAAAUGUUUCUUCUGUUCUUUAGGAUCAACAGUGUCAACUGAUUUGUUAUCAGAACAAGAAUUCUGAACUCCCUUGGAAUUCUAGUUAUGGUGCUGUAAAAUUUCCACUAAAAUAAUAUUUUGAAUAGUCAGCCUAUUUUUGAUGCACUCCUAAAGGUGGAUUAUAACUUUUUGCACAUUUGGAUUUCCAUGGACUGCAUGUAGUGGUGUUUUGGAGGGGGGAAGAAGAGAAUUUGGACUUUGGAAUUUGGACACUUUAGAUCUUUUUAACUAAGUAGGGUUUAUGUUGUGUUACAUUAGGCUUUGCAGCAAUUAUGUUUUCUUAAAUGUUUCAAUGUUAAUUGUUUGGUUACUGUUUUGAGAAUGAUUUCCUUCCCAGUGCUUUGUGAACAGUUCUUGUUCCUGUAUUGAUCAGUGGAAGAACUCCUUUAGUUGUGUUGUUAUUGGUACUGAACUGUUCCUAGUCCUGCAAUCGUGGCCUAUAACUUUUGGUGCACUAAGAAUCUGAAGUGCCUGUGUUUUCUCUCACAUUGUUAAAACACUUUUGGGUUAGUGAUGUACACAGACCAUUCUUACUGGGUUUGAGGGUUGGCUUGGAGUUGCUCUGGAUAGCAUAGUUUGAAACAGCUCUUUAAAACAAGGUUUAUGCCAGGGGUACCAGUGUUCUGGUGUGGCACCCACUGCUGUGCAAUAUGUGUUCUUAAAAAGUGAGUAUUUGUUGUUUGUGUGCAUUGUGUUAUGGGGCAUCAGUGAUGCCAGCGAGGAGAACCUUUACAUUUCAAGUAUUGGAUUAGAUGGUGUGUACUUUUCAUCAUUUUUGAAAAAAAAUGUUUGCUUUAAUCCCAACCCCACAAAUAUCUCAUGCUGCUGCUUACUGUGAUCCCGACUGUCCAGCUUUGUGAGACUUUUUGUCUACUGGAACCUAAGAUACAUAUCAGGAAAGUCCAUCUUCUCUCCAACUUCCAAACUGACUUCCUGCUCGAGAGAUAUGGAUGGCUUUACCACAGCAAUUUGUUGAUCCCAAGACAGACUAAUUGGUGUCAUAUGAGAAUGGAAUAUAAUUAAUUUCAAAACCUUAAAUUAUAUCAGCACCUUCUUUCGGUUUUGGUUUAUUUUGUUUUUAUCCAUAAGCUAACUUACCACUGUCUUAAGGCAGUGGUGUCUGUAAAUUACUGGUUUUGUUUGACUUUAGAUAUAUGUGAAAACUAGCACAGAAUUGGAAAUUACUGUAAAUGUCUGUACUAGUAUUGUAGGUUUUAAUUUCUAUAAAAAUAAACCAUUAGCUCUUUAAAAGCUUAUUUUUUCACAAGUACAUUCUGUGUGGAAGACACUUUGCAUUGUAAUAUUUUUACUGUAGUCUAACAUCUGAAAUCACUUGCUCUGGUACAGCUUUCACACUGCAUGGUCAUUUUAUUAUAUUUUGGUAUUGGCAAUUUUACACAUUGGGUGGAGGUAAAGCAGCUCCAUUAUGGGACUUACAAAAAGAGGGAAAAAGAGAAAAAUGAAAAAAGAAAUGAACUACUGUUGUAGUUCAGUAGCAUAGGGAAAUAUUUGUGGUUGGUCACUGUCAGGGUCUCCUAUUUAUCAGUACUUUUAUAAAUCUAUGAAAAUUGUUAAAUUAUUUUAGAAACAAUGCUGUAAAUAUGUCACAUUUAAAUUGUCAAUAAAUCAGUUUGGGUAACUUAAAA
This is a messenger RNA of Catharus ustulatus (Swainson's thrush), 3575 nucleotides long. Its product is annotated as pleckstrin homology domain-containing family A member 1-like. Gene Ontology annotation, molecular function: PDZ domain binding. The transcript has 12 exons. Gene Ontology annotation, cellular component: cytoplasm; membrane. The coding region runs from base 41 to 1351 and encodes 436 amino acids. The record is from RefSeq and is a predicted model, not a curated record. Lineage: Eukaryota; Metazoa; Chordata; Aves; Passeriformes; Turdidae.